GUACAUGGGGUACGUGGUGACUGCGGAGUGCACUUAUCAUGUUCUUGCUAUAUUACCUAGUAAUGUACCAAAAGUUAGCGGCCGCUACUUUACCGAGCGCCAUUUUGAUCGCAAAGUGAAACAUUAAAAGGAAUUGAUGAGGUUCAUGUCUGGUAAGACGCUGUUAUAGUGCCAUUUCUUGGCCUUGCCACUGUUCUGCUAUGGUUACAUUUCCGAGUGAAGACUGUAAUAGUUUUGCUGCCAAUUAACUUAGAUCACCAAUUGCAGAGAUGGCUGAUGAUGUAACAGUGGAUCCUUCAUUGCGGAAAAAGUUGGAAGAUAUAAAGAUAUCCGACGAGCCAUCGACGGUAAUGGCCGGUUCAUCAAAGGUUAAAGAGCCGAUGGGACUUAAGACAUCACUCCAUCCACAGAAAGAGAUGUCUGGUUCAUCCCAGGUCAAAGAGCUAACAGAAGGAAACCUUAGAGGACAGUCACCUAUACAAGUCAAAUUGCCAAGCGAGUUGAAUGACGCCCUUUCCGACACACGGAGACUACAUGUUUUUGAUCUUUCUGGAUGGUCUGUGUACAAGACUCGACACGGAAGCAUCGUUGGCUACCUAACGCUUAAAAAUAAAACUAGUAAUAGUGGAUUACUAUCGGACUGGACUCAAGGCGAGGUCUCUGUUAUUAGAUAUGAAAUUGAAUAUCAUAGGCAAAUAUCUUGGACUAUCGAUGACGACGGAGCUUGGAUAGUAUUUGAAAGCGAUUUACCACUAAAUCUCCUAGAAAUUAUCCCUGCACUGGUCCCAUUGUGUCAAAAAGUGGAACAUAUUACCACUUCAGGCUUUGACAAGGAUCUGGAAAGUGAUACGCAUGGAUCACAACCUAUCGUUCCAAUGAGAUCUGUCCUCGCCGUUUGCCUUCACGCAAUUGUUGCAUCACUCCAUGACUCAUUACAGAUCGUCAGUAGGUGUUUUCCAAAUGCAAAGAGUCUUGUGCUGGAUUGCGAAUUCGCAUUAUUUGAAUCCGCUUCCAGACACCACUCUGGCAUCCCGCUGUCUUCACUGAGAAGAUUGGAAUUACGUAUCCGACGUUACUGCGGUACUCUUGACAACCUCUUUCUCUUGCUUUCUUCUUUCUGUCAAAACAUUGAAUUCCUCACCGUCACAAGUUAUAGAACUCUCAAAUGGGAGAAGUCAAGGACAGCCAUUACAGAAUGUAAAUUACCUAAUCUGACUGAUAUCCAUCUUGAAUCUCGUUGGUAUGACGAGCACUAUGCACUCCAAAUGAUAACAGACUUACUACACUUAGGUCGUACGAUGAGUCCUAGUUUGAAAUUUGUCAAAGUAAAAAAUGUAGAGCUAGGAGAUGUAGUAAUGAAGAGUGUUGAAUGGUCCCGUACAUCAUCAGAUUGUGGGUUGCAGAUUCAAGGUGCAUCACUACUCCCAGAAGAGUUGGUUUUUAGAUACGCAUUGCGAAAGUCAGCGGCUGUACCCAUAACCGAGUUAAUCGAUAUUACAACCAGUGAAUUUAAAGAGGUUACUGUCCUUACACUUGUCAGUUGCAAUAUUGAUAUUGGGCAGUCUGAACGUAAGUCCCCUCAAAGCCCGAAGGAACUUGGUACACUGCGGGAAAUCAGGUUCGUUGGUUCAGAAAACCCACUUUCCGAAUCUGACAGGAACAAACUUUCGGAGUUGUAUCCUAAUGUCAAAGUGACUGAAAAACAGGAGAGUCAGGAAUCAUCUGAAGAAUCUCAGGAGGGUGCAGGGAUACCUUCCAAGUUGGACAAAGCCUCCUCUCAAUCACUAAAAACAUCUGCCAUAGAUGAACUUGUUGAGGAAAAGGUCAAAUUUCAUGUAGAUACAGCGUCACAGAACCUUAAAGGUGGAGAAGAAGAAAUCUCAUGGCAAAAAAAAGGAGAGGAAUUUGACGUCAACAAAGGAAGCCUGUCAAAUGAAUCAGCACCCGAUGAAGGAAAUAUUGAACCAAUCAAGAAGGAAUGCUGCAAGACAGUUGGAGCUGAUGGGGGCAAACUUCAGCUAGAAUCCUUUGGGAUUGAACUUGAGAUACCUCCUGGUGCAAUCGACAGUAAAGAGCCACAAGAAAUCUCUCUUCGUGUCCUGACCGAUACUCCUAACCUUGGUGACACAAAAGACGAGAUGUCAGUCUGCUUUGGUGUACAGUGCUUAGCUCCUGAUGACUUAGUCCUGAGAUCACCGGUGACUUACACAAUACCUCAUUGCGCUGUUGCAACACUGUACUCCAGAUUAGAGGCAGUCCUUUACACAGGAGAGGGAGAAUAUAUACCGGAUGCAGAAGUCAAGGCGAGAAUCCUUUUAAGAAAUACAGGACUUCCAAACUGUAUCAUCGAGAGGGGUGUUCUAAGAUUGCAGAUAGAUCACUUCUCCUGGAUUUACAUCAAAUUCAUCAAGAAUUUGUUCUUCAGAGGGAAACAAAUGUGUUGCUUGCCAUUUGCAGAAAAGCCACUACCAGAAGAGAGAAUGUCGGUCAUCAUGCGUGUACAUCUCUUUGACGACCUUACGGGGGGAAAAAAGAUGGUAGUGCAGGAAGAAGAGGACAUAGGAUUUGCUCGUAUUCACCCUGCUACAGAAAUCCCAAUCAAUGUGACAGAAGAGGAUGUCACAAUGACUUGUUUCCUUGAGAACGAUCGUGUUGGAGAGGCAAUUGUCGAAUACGACGACUUAUGGAGAGGUAAAGAUAGGAUGGCUUCUUUCAAGUUGGACCUAACCAAUCAACCCGAUAGAGUUAUUGUGGACCUGAAAGUGGGUCAGAAUGGACAACGGCAGAGAGACCUAACUUGCGUAUUAAAGUUUGCAUCACACUGCAGAUCCUCUAGCUUUCAGCCCCACGACAUAGGACAACUAGAAGGUGCUACAGGUCAAACGCCACUUCAACAAACAGAAGCAACUCCAGAAUUACCUGAAAGAGAAGUGAUAGAUCGUGACAUCUCCAGGCUAGCCAGACUCCUCCCUCACGAAAAAUACAGUGAGCUAUGCCAGCAAUUGGGAUUCGAAUACAACUACACACAAAAAAUAUUGGUCAGAAAUUCACAGGACUUUAAGGCUGCUUUCGAAGAUGUGUUACAUGAAUGGAAGGACAAAGAUGGAUCCAUGGUAGAUCUGGAUAGAGCACUAAGGAACUCAUACCUCGGAGGACUCAUAUGUAAAUAUAAGAAAUGAAAUGCCAGUAAGCAGUCAGGGACAUAUGGGAAUGGGACAGACAUGUGUCAAAUGGAUAGAAAUUCGGUUCCAUCGGCAAGGAGCUCUAGCAUGUCUGGGGCGGGAAGCCGACUUUCCAUAUCUAGCAAAGGGGGAAUCCAUCCUGAUGACAAUUUAGAAAGU
This is a messenger RNA of Lytechinus pictus (painted urchin), 3341 nucleotides long. RefSeq lists its product as uncharacterized. The record is from RefSeq and is a predicted model, not a curated record. Gene Ontology annotation, cellular component: membrane. Gene Ontology annotation, biological process: netrin-activated signaling pathway. The transcript has 14 exons. The coding region runs from base 270 to 3179 and encodes 969 amino acids. Gene Ontology annotation, molecular function: netrin receptor activity. Lineage: Eukaryota; Metazoa; Echinodermata; Echinoidea; Temnopleuroida; Toxopneustidae.